GCUAAAAUAAUUGAGUAUAUACUACGUUGUAAUAUACUUUUGUAAAGGGGAUAAUUUAUUUCUCGAAAAUCAAUAUUAAUUAAUAACAAAUUUAUAAUAAACAGAUGGCUACAUAUGCGUGCUUCGAGCGAAACGAGCCAGCAUACGAGAAUCGUCGUAUGCGACUUCUACCGGGUGGCCGUGGCGUAUCGCUUGACAAUCACAGCGACGUCGUUAGUCAUUGGCGGCCGUGGACACGGUCGCCCAGCAACUGGCAUCAAUUCCGUAAACACGACUACGCACCGUCGUGUCAAGGGCCGCCUGCACGAGGAGAAGCUACUCGGACGGCGGCCGCCUGCCCGUUCUGCGAAGAUGUGAAUGUGCCGCGACGGUUCGCACUUCCUUCCGCCAGAAAGAAUUUCCCUCGCGUGAAAGACUCUCGUCCUCGGUGAACUUCAAGUUCGUCCACCCUUGCCGCCACCGCCGCCGCCACCGCCGCUGCCGUUGCUGCGACGAUGUCGGAGAAAAAGACCGCCGAGAGGGUCUCCGAGAUUGACGCGCACAUCAGCAAGCAGUAUGACAUCGUACGACGCCUCGGCAAAGGGGCUUACGGUAUCGUGUGGAAGGCGAUAGACAAGAAGAGGAAGGACACCGUCGCGGUGAAGAAGAUCUUCGACGCCUUUCGGAAUCAGACGGACGCGCAGCGCACGUUCCGCGAGAUUAUGUUCCUGCUGUCGUUCGCCAAUCACGAGAACAUCAUAAAGCUGAUUGGGCUGCACAAGGCGGACAACGACCGGGAUAUUUACCUCGUUUUCGAGUACAUGGAAACCGACCUGCACAACGUCAUAAAGCGGGGCAACAUCCUCAAGGACAUCCACAAGGUCUUCAUCAUGUACCAACUUUUUAAGGCGAUCAAGUACAUACACUCGGGCAACGUUAUCCAUCGAGACCUGAAGCCGUCCAACGUGCUCCUGAACGCGCAGUGUCACUGCAAGAUCGCGGACUUCGGUCUGGCACGCUCGGUCACGCAGAUCGGCGAGGGCGACGGCGAAUCCGGCAGCGAUCCAACUCUCACGGACUACGUCGCCACUCGGUGGUACCGCGCGCCGGAGAUCCUCGUGGCUUCAAAGAGGUACACAAAGGGGAUAGAUAUGUGGUCCUUAGGCUGUAUCCUCGGCGAGAUGCUGCUCGGCAAGCCGCUCUUCCCCGGCUCGUCGACGAUAAACCAAGUCGAGAGAAUAAUGGCGACCCUGCCCCCGCCGACGGACGAAGAUCUAAUAUCGGUCAGCGCCGGUUACGGAACCAAUUUGUUGGAGAAGACACCCAGCGGACCUAGACGAGCUCUCACGGAUCUGCUGCCGGAGGUGUCGGAGAAGGCCCUGGACCUCAUCAGCAAUUUGAUAGUCUUCAACCCCACGCAACGGCUCACCGCCGUCGAGUCGCUCGGGCAUCCUUACGUCGCCGACUUCCACAGACGGGGAAACGAGCCGGAGAGGGGCUCGAGCGUUGUGCCGUUGCUGAGCGAUGACGUGCAGCUCACCGUCGACGAGUACAGAAACAAGCUGUACGCGAUGAUGGACGACAAGCAUCGCAAGCACAAAAACAUGUCCAAGUCCAGACUGCGCCGUUUGUCCGAGCACAUCAGGAAGGAGGUCAGCGGCAGCAAGAGUAAUCCGGUGAUCGGUCAGGGCGACGCGACUGCCGCGUCGUUGCAAAACAGAAGGACAAUCAGGCCGCCUCCUCAGGGCGACAAGGCGCGCACGAUGAGCACCGUGGAGACGCCGGGGGCGCAGGAGAACCCCUUAGUGAAAUCCCGGCUGAAUGUCAGGAACGCGGCGACGCAGUACGCCUGCAAUGUGACGAACGGCAGCCUGGCGGCAAACUUACCUCCGGCAACGGCAAAAAGUUGCUUCUACCUUAAUCAGCAGCAACAUCAGCAUCAACAGCAACAGCAGCAGCAGCAGCAGUCGCAGUCGCUGUUAUCGAAAUCCCAGCGCUCCAUACAAUCGGAUCAGAUGGCAAUGCACACCACCGGAGGCAGAUCGAACCAAUUAGCGGCACCAGUGGCACCACGCGCCAAGCUACGGAGGGUCUGCAGACAGCCGCAGGUCCUCGCGCAGGCACCGAAACCAUUCGCUCUGGCGUCUGCUAAUUGUCGCGGUGAUGAUCAGCGACCUAGAACAAUCCCGACGAAGCCGACCGUCGUCAGGGUCACCGGCAGUCCGGGGGGAAUCAUUAAGCAGGCACUGAUGCCCAGCAACGUCACGAAACACUUCGUCAGGAGCACGGGGAGCAGUGGUGGCGGUGGCGGUCACCUCAGCAGUCCGGAAUCGCCGUAUUUCAGUCAGCAACAAGCCAUCCGCAACUACCUGAACCAGACGAUGCCGCAGCGGCACUCGCGGCCGCGCGAAGGUGCGAUGUCCUGUCAGGACAGUAGAGGCAGCCACUUCAUCGAGCGGACGACCUCGUGCAACGUUGGGGUGGCGAACAAUCGCACGAGGAGCGCGACGCGCGGCUCUCAAGCGACACGCGGCCUGGACAUCGCGCGGAGGAGGUCGUCGGCGACGGCAACAACGACGGGGAUGACGACGUGCGACAAGUCGCGGUUCCUCAGCAGCCACAGUCAGAACCACGGCGUGAUUGCCGCGUCCGUUUACAGGGAACUCUGUAACGGGACUAUCGGCUAGUGAGCGCGUGCGGCGGGCGGGCUUCGUGGACGAUGUAGAAGGGCGACUUUUAGGGGGAUGUAGACGACCGACCGACGGUGCCUCUCUAGGAGGAGGAGGAGGAUUUUGUAGGAACGCGCGCGAGGAAGUCUUCUUCGUUUUUUUGCAAGGAUCCUUGCGCGAAUGAUGAAUACCGCGAUUGAGGCAAAGGCUUCGCUGGACUUUACGCGCAACGUGUUUGCCAUUGGAUCCCGCGGAUAAAUCCGCGCUUUCGCGCUCUUUCAACCUCUGCUUUGAAGUCGGAGGUGCAAACGCGCGUUGCGCCCCCGGGAAAUUUUUCCGCCGAGUGUUUGCUUCCUGUUAUUUUUCUGAAUCAAUCGAAACACAGGAUGCAACUGGUUUCGAGGAAAGUUUCUUGGUUAAUAUUCUUUUAUAUCAAAAUUAUUGAUUAUCGCGCGGUAAGAAACAAGCGGUCGUCUCGUGAAGUUCCUCGAAAGUUCGUUCGUUCGGCGUCGCGCAAGAAGUAGGCCGCCCUGGUGCGCACGGCGCAAUGUUCCUAAAUAAAUAAGCAAAUUUUGCACGAGGUAGAUGCAUAAUUAACGCUAGCAUGGCGCACUCGAAACUUCGUGUUCCCACGGGGGAUAAUCGAUGGCGCCAGCCGGCAUCGCGCCCAUAAGCACCCAAAGUUUGGAAACAGAUGCGAUCUUCAGGGUCUAAUACCGCGACUACCUCAAGCUUUUUACCACGUAAAUUAUCGGAGGGGCAGGAAGAUAAGUGGCGCGAAUGCUGCCCCAUCUCUAGCUCUUGAUAAUGAAAACGCGACAAUAACGUAGGCGACAUCGAGCUCUCUCUCUAUUCCCCAACGAAAAAAUAGGCGAAAACAUCUAUUCGGUCGGGCAAACAAGCAAAGGCGGGAACAAAGGGCGCGAGCCGUGGGGAUUCGAAGAACGCGGUAGAGAGCUUUAGGGCGUAGGGCGCGCGAUACGGGCCGACUCAUGUGGGUCUAUGCGCGACUCACAUUUUUCUACGGUAUUUUUAUUUGUACGACGCGGAUAUAUGGAAUAUACUCAUCCUCACACAUACACACUCACACACAUAUACAGAUAGAGAAAGAGAGGGAGAUAUGUACGCGCUGUCUACGCUAUAUAUCCGCCUGUACUCUGUAUUGUCAUCGAUUUGUAGCGUAAAAAUCCCAUUGUAUCAUUCUUGGGUCGUGGUACUUUUGUGCAACGACGCUCGGCAGCGGACGUUCGGAGUCAGCAUGUGUUGUACUACAUGUACGUGUUGUGAGAAUAAAACUUUAAUAAAGAAAAAGAAAGCCCCA
This is a messenger RNA of Ooceraea biroi (clonal raider ant), 3969 nucleotides long. Its product is annotated as Extracellularly regulated kinase 7. Gene Ontology annotation, biological process: protein phosphorylation. Gene Ontology annotation, molecular function: ATP binding; MAP kinase activity. NCBI's taxonomy places the organism in Eukaryota, Metazoa, Arthropoda, Insecta, Hymenoptera, Formicidae. The record is from RefSeq and is a predicted model, not a curated record.